This is a messenger RNA of Lingula anatina, 2192 nucleotides long. Its product is annotated as kelch-like protein 17. Lineage: Eukaryota; Metazoa; Brachiopoda; Lingulata; Lingulida; Lingulidae. Gene Ontology annotation, molecular function: protein binding. The record is from RefSeq and is a predicted model, not a curated record.
GUUGUCAACAAACCAGCAUGCGCGGACAAAGACUAAGCAGAAAGACGUGGACAAAGUGUACAAAGAUUUCCAACUUAUGUCCGUCAAAUACUUGGGAUUAUCAAAGAGUCUCAUUAUAAGAACAAAGGAUUGCAUAGACACACGGUCACAAAAUUUAUAAACCAUGAUGGAAGUGGACCCUCAGUUAACCCCUCCGUCACCUUUGAAAUCCCCAACCAGCAAGACAACUGGUGAAUCCACGCUGAAGUACACUGCAAAUCUCCACCACCAGGGGGCGUUCCAGAUGAUGCAUCAUCUCCAGAGGACAAAACAGAUGUGCGAUGUCAUCCUCGAUGUUGGCGAUCUCAGUUUACAUGUUCACAAGAUUGUCUUGGCUUCCUGUAGUUCAUAUUUCCAUGCCAUGUUCACAAAUGACAUGGUCGAAAAAGAUUCCAAAAAUGUCCGCCUGCAUGAUGUGGACCCCACCGCCAUGGAGUUGCUGAUCGAAUUCAUGUAUACCUCAGAGAUCACAGUCACAGAAAGUAAUGUACAGAUUUUAUUGCCAGCUGCCAGUCUGCUCCAACUUCAGAGCGUACGCGAGGCGUGCUGCAAAUUCCUCAUCAAACAGCUACAUCCAACCAAUGUCCUGGGCAUUAGGAAUUUUGCCGACACACAUUCAUGCGAAGAGUUGCUGACACUUUCGCACACUUUUACCCUGCAUAACUUUGUGGAAGUGUGCGAGACGGAGGAGUUUCUUCUUCUGCCAUUUACUGAGAUUCUCCAGUUUGUCAAAAGUGAAGACUUGUGUAUUGUGUCAGAAGAGCAGGUGUUCCGUAGCGUGGUCAAGUGGGUCAAACACGACUUAGAUGCAAGAGGGCCGUAUAUAAGUCAGCUUCUCAGUCAUGUGAAGCUCCCUCUAUUGUCGAGAGAUUUUCUUAUGAACAGCGUAGAGUCAGAAGAGUUUAUACGGUCCAACAGCGAAUGCAAGGAUUUGUUACUGGAGGCCAUGAAGUACCACUUGAUGCCAAACCACAGAGAUGGACUUCAAACACAGAGGACUAGGCUGAGACGGAGUAAAGACCUUAAGCCAGUUUUAGUAGCUGUGGGUGGUGGUAGCCUAUUUUCGAUCCACAGUGAGGUCGAGUUCUACGACACGAUGACUGACACUUGGACCAUAGUGGCCUCCAUGUUGAGUAGGAGGGCGCGUGCGGGGGUGGUGUCCGUGAACAGAAUGCUGUACGCCAUAGGAGGGUACGAUGGUGCCAUGGACCUCUGCACUGCAGAGUGCUAUAAUCCUUUGGUAAACUCCUGGACUAUGAUAAGUUGUAUGGGGACCAGGAGAAGCUGUUUAGGUGUGUGUGAGUGGAAUAGCCUGGUGUAUGCUGUGGGUGGGUACGACGGAGCCUCUUGCCUGAGCAAUGCUGAACGUUACGACCCGCUGACCGAGCAGUGGACGUCCAUAGCGGCCAUGACAUACAAGAGAAGAUAUCUGAAGCUCGUAGUAUUAGACAAUCAUAUCUAUGCAGUGGGUGGAUAUGAUGGCUGUUCACAUCUUCCAAGUGUGGAGAAAUACAACCCACAUACAAACCGUUGGGUCACCAUUCCAAACAUGUUGAGUCGCCGUAGCAACUGCGGAGCUGCUGUGUUGGACAGGAUGAUUUACGUCUGCGGAGGAAAUGACGGGUCCACGGUGCUGAGUAGCGUAGAGAGAUACAGUCCACGUAGGGGAGUUUGGGAGACAGUAGCGCCAAUGCAUUCAAGAAGGAGUACCCACGACGCCAUAGUGAUGGAUGGAAUGUUGUACGCUGUUGGAGGAAACGACGGUAGUUCGAGCCUUAACACCAUAGAACGCUACGACCCUAAGCUAAACCGCUGGACGGUUAUUCUUCCGAUGAAUCUACGACGGAGCGGCGUAGGGGCUGCAGUGGUCGAAAUAACGAGUAAUCUGCGCAAAAAACUACAGGGUACUGUUGGCACGUUUUAAAGAAAACUUCUGUGUUAGAGACUUAAGUAUACAUGUUUUGUGUGUGUAACGUCAAAUACGGCGAACUUUACCCGACUGGCCGAAUAGUCCGUGUGACAGAGUCGGACCUUCAUUAUAUCCGUAUAGGUCAUGAUUAUGUGAUGUAAGUGUUACAAAAUCAAGGAUGAGGAAUCAGAGCCCUGUUCUACAAGGAAUCUCUUGUGCAUGAUAACGGAAUAUGGAAGGGGAG